Messenger RNA from Nicotiana tabacum (common tobacco), 678 nucleotides. Lineage: Eukaryota; Viridiplantae; Streptophyta; Magnoliopsida; Solanales; Solanaceae. The record is from RefSeq and is a predicted model, not a curated record.
AUGAAUCCACAGCAAUCCCAAAUGCCAGAUCAACAACAACAGCGAGUUGAACCACCUGAUAUAGGAUCUAUGCAAAUAGAUGAUAUAAACACAACUUCUCAACCAAAAACCUUCCUACAAACCCUAUUACUUGAUAAACACCUUUCACCAAAUCCAGAAAAUCUUAGUAACAUAACCUCUGAUGCUAUCUUAACUGACGAACUCCUCCUACAGGCUGACAACGAUGAUAACUUUAUUCCCAUCAGUGCGAAUGAUAAAUCGCGUUUAUACGAACCUUGGAAAUAUUCAGUUAUAAUAAAACUGUUUGGACGUAAGAUUGCACAUCAUAUUCUGAGAAACAAGCUCAUUAACCUUUGGAAGCCGACUGAGGAACUGUCUCUAAUUGAUCUAGGAUUUGAUUUUUUUCUUAUAAAGUUUAAAAAAGAAGAGAAUAUGAUGACAUCACUAUAUGGUGGUCCUUGGUUCAUUUUGAACCAUUUUCUAUCUGUCCGUAGGUGGGAGCCAAAAUUUAUAGCAUCUUCUACUCAACUCAUGUACUCAGCUUUGUGGAUGAGGCUUCCUGAGCUUCCUACUAAAUUCUAUGAUUUGGAAAUUCUCCAAAGAGUUGGGUCAAAACUGGGUAAACUACUAAAGAUCGAUUCUUGCACUUCGUCUACUUCUAGGGGAAGAUACGCAUGA